Kickxella alabastrina is the source of this 2046-nucleotide messenger RNA. RefSeq lists its product as uncharacterized. The transcript has 3 exons. Gene Ontology annotation, molecular function: transcription coregulator activity; double-stranded DNA binding. Gene Ontology annotation, biological process: regulation of transcription by RNA polymerase II. Lineage: Eukaryota; Fungi; Kickxellomycota; Kickxellomycetes; Kickxellales; Kickxellaceae. Gene Ontology annotation, cellular component: nucleus. The record is from RefSeq and is a predicted model, not a curated record. Bases 395 to 1756 code for a protein of 453 amino acids.
CCGGCCCUUGCCCCUUUUCGACUUUUUUAUUUGCUUCUUUUUUUCCUCCAAUCUUUUAUUUCUCAAAAAUAUAUUUUCAAUUUAGAGCGCCUCGAUAACCCUUGUAUAAAUCAAAACGCUAUUAUUUUUUACUCAGCGCAGACAAGUGGGACGCGUUGUAUCACACACAUAUAUCCUCCUAUACCCGGGCAGCUCGAACGCCGGUACAACUAUUCGGCAUUCGGUUUACACACUCGUUCUUCACCAUCAAAAAGCGCGCAUAUAACCCGGCUUGGUCUGAAUUUACUGUUGCAGACCCGAGCGAACAAACAAACACACAUAUUGUACAGCGGGAUCGAUAAGACAAUAUAUCGGACACACUAUUGCCAAAACCCGCAUUCUAUCGAGGACAAAAAUGGUUCUGAGUUCGUACGAGCCAGGCACGCUGUGCUGGGCCAAGCUGAAGGGAUAUCCGUGGUGGCCAUCUCGGAUAGAAAGAGAGGUCGAUCUUACGGCGGAGGUGUUGGAUAGCAAGCCGCGCAAUGGCCGUGUGUACCCUGUUCUUUUCUUUGGCUCGCUCGACUAUGCCUGGAUCACCCCCGAAAACUUGGAGCCUUACGAGGAGAAUCUCGUGAAACACGGCAGCAAGGCCAAAAACCGCAAGGAUCCCUCGUUCUCGGACGCGCUAAAACAAGCGGUGAAUCCAAAGAUUGCAGAGAAUAUCAUGAAGCGCAAUGCGACGGCGGCGGCAGUUAGCGACGACGUGGAGGAUGAGGUUGAAGAGCCCGCACACUCAGAUUCUGACGUGGAGAUGCAGUCUGUAGACUCUGACGCCCACACGCCAGUAAAGCCAAAAGCGGGCCGGAGAGCACUAGGAAACAACGGGAAGACGAGAAAGACUACCACAGGCAACAAGCGGACCAGCAUCGGCAGCAACUCUUCUGGAGACGAGGUAGAUGCAAAGGCGAUGCCCAAGCGAUCCCGCACCAUUGCCACCAAAGAUGACAGCACGUCUAACAACGGAUCUCCGGGCGACAACGGCAGGCGAGACAGCGAUGACUCGCGAUCGCUGGCCAAGGACUCGCCGCGCUCUGGCUCGCCAAGCGGCCACCCGUCACCCGAGUACAAAUCCGGCACGAGUAAGGACGACGACAAGAAUGACCGCUCCAGCAAGGGCGGCAGUCAGCAUCUCAAGAACCGCAGCAAGGCGUAUCAAUUCUGCAUGCAGCUUCGGCACCGCUUGCAAAAGACAGUCAUCAAGGGUACUAUGCCCGAGGAUCUGACUCCAGUGCAUGAGGUGUUUAAAAAGCUCGAGGAAUUCGACAUGACGCUGGAGCUGAUCCAGGAGACAAAGAUGGGCAAGGUUAUGCGGGUUAUCGCAGGAUCCGAUCGGCUGGGUGACGCGCCAGAAGAAGCGUUUGACAUUAAGGGCCGGGCCCGACGACUGGCAGAAAAGUGGAGGCGAACGAUCGUUAAGCGGCGGGACGGCUCGACAGAACCCAACGCGCCCGAAUCACCAUCCGGAGGAAAGACCCUAGACGCAGAUCACCAAGACUUGGAGCGCGACCCUAGCAGCGCCAAUGCCAAUGCAAAGACGGAGUCUGAACCUGUUGCCGGUGCAGGCGAUAAACAGUUGGCGAUCCCCGCCGCCGAAACCGCCCCGGUUGGGGUGACUAGCGACAAAGGCACAAACGGAAUGAUGGACGCGGCAGAUGAUGCUGCUAGUGCUGCAGGAAAACCGGAGCAACAGCAGCCGCUGGCGGCAGGCUCUGAAUGAAAGAACAAUAUCUAUCUGCCAGGGUUACCCACUGCUUCCUGGACGACCAAAAGUCUUUUUUUGUUUUCACAUAUAGUCCAUUCUAUCCUUGACUCCAUUUAAAGAAUUUAGACCAGUGCCUAUGACUCGCGAGUAACUGAUAUGAUCAACAGUCGGGAAAUUUGACGGCCUGCAUUGAUUUGAUUUGUAUUAAUUAAGCGCCGCAUACUUGCAGGCGAAAAAAAGGUAGGGGGAGAGAGACAUGGUUUUGCGCAACGUAUUUGCUUUAUUGUGUUUUUGCACUCUUUCAU